Messenger RNA from Sabethes cyaneus, 1338 nucleotides. RefSeq names its product tubulin beta chain-like. The transcript has 2 exons. Bases 1 to 1338 code for a protein of 445 amino acids. Gene Ontology annotation, molecular function: GTPase activity; GTP binding; structural constituent of cytoskeleton. Gene Ontology annotation, biological process: microtubule cytoskeleton organization; mitotic cell cycle. NCBI's taxonomy places the organism in Eukaryota, Metazoa, Arthropoda, Insecta, Diptera, Culicidae. The record is from RefSeq and is a predicted model, not a curated record. Gene Ontology annotation, cellular component: microtubule; cytoplasm.
AUGCGUGAAAUAGUUCAUAUUCAAGCCGGCCAAUGUGGCAACCAGAUUGGUGCCAAAUUCUGGGAGGUUAUAUCGGACGAACAUGGAAUCGACGCGACCGGUGCCUAUUGCGGGGAUAGCGAUUUGCAGCUCGAACGUAUAAACGUUUAUUAUAACGAAGCUACAGGGGGAAAAUACGUUCCACGAGCGAUUCUAGUCGAUUUGGAACCUGGUACCAUGGAUUCGGUAAGAGCUGGCCCAUUCGGACAAUUGUUCCGACCGGACAAUUUUGUUUUCGGGCAGUCAGGCGCCGGUAACAAUUGGGCCAAAGGACACUACACAGAGGGUGCUGAGCUGGUAGAUUCUGUGCUGGAUGUAGUUCGCAAAGAAUCGGAAGGCUGCGAUUGCCUUCAAGGUUUUCAACUUACCCACUCGCUCGGUGGAGGUACCGGAUCAGGAAUGGGAACACUAUUGAUUUCCAAGAUUCGAGAGGAAUAUCCCGAUCGCAUUAUGAACACGUUCUCCGUUGUUCCUUCGCCUAAGGUAUCCGACACCGUGGUUGAGCCAUACAAUGCCACAUUGAGCGUACAUCAGCUAGUGGAGAACACCGACGAGUCGUAUUGCAUCGACAAUGAAGCUCUGUACGACAUAUGCUUUCGAACGCUUAAACUUACCACACCAACGUAUGGUGACCUGAAUCAUUUGGUUUCAGCCACGAUGUCGGGCGUUACCACGUGUCUCCGUUUUCCCGGCCAAUUAAACGCAGAUCUACGCAAACUAGCAGUAAACAUGGUUCCUUUUCCUCGAUUACAUUUCUUCAUGACCGGGUUCGCACCCUUGACCUCGCGAGGAUCGCAACAAUAUCGAGCACUCACUGUACCUGAGCUAACCCAACAAAUGUUCGAUGCUAAAAAUAUGAUGGCCGCUUGUGACCCUCGUCAUGGCCGAUAUCUUACCGUUGCGGCGAUUUUCCGAGGACGCAUGUCGAUGAAAGAAGUAGAUGAACAAAUGCUGAAUGUGCAGAGCAAAAACAGCAGCUACUUUGUAGAAUGGAUACCAAACAAUGUCAAAACAGCGGUUUGCGAUAUUCCACCGCGUGGUCUAAAGAUGUCGUCCACAUUCAUCGGAAAUUCGACUGCGAUUCAGGAGAUUUUCAAAAGAAUCGCCGAACAGUUUACGGCCAUGUUCCGCAGGAAAGCUUUCCUGCACUGGUAUACGGGCGAAGGUAUGGAUGAGAUGGAAUUCACGGAAGCGGAGAGUAACAUGAACGAUUUGGUUUCCGAAUACCAGCAAUACCAGGAAGCGACCGCCGACGAGGAGGGAGAGUUUGACGAGGAAGAGGAAGGCGGCGAAGACUAA